Diabrotica virgifera virgifera (western corn rootworm) is the source of this 1600-nucleotide messenger RNA. Its product is annotated as putative inorganic phosphate cotransporter. Gene Ontology annotation, biological process: transmembrane transport; monoatomic anion transport. Bases 47 to 1549 code for a protein of 500 amino acids. Gene Ontology annotation, cellular component: plasma membrane. The transcript has 9 exons. The record is from RefSeq and is a predicted model, not a curated record. Gene Ontology annotation, molecular function: transmembrane transporter activity. Lineage: Eukaryota; Metazoa; Arthropoda; Insecta; Coleoptera; Chrysomelidae.
UAAAGAAAAAAUAAUAAUUAAUUUAUUCACCUAGUUUUACUCUAACAUGGAUAACGCCAAAAACAUAUUAGUGUCUAGCAAAUUCAAACUCAAUUCCUUACGUGCGUCAAAUACUAAAAAUACUAAUGAAUCUGAGGCUGACCACUUCGAAAAAUGUCCCAAAGAUUUAAGAUUUGGCAAACGACACUUACAAAUCAUAAAUAUAUGCUUCUUGGUAUUUGUUGCUUAUUACACGAGAAAUAAUCUUGCUGUUGCUAUUGUGGCAAUGACCGAUAGAAAUGCAAGUGUAAAUACCGAUAUACAGACUUUUAACUGGACCAACAAAAACGUGAUUCUCUCUUCAUUUUUCAUUGGAUAUGUUCCUUUACAAAUAUCUGCUGGAUUUCUGGUUCGUCAAUUUAACGUGAAAGUAUUAGCGGCCACCUCUCUGGGAAUAUCAUCCUUUCUAGGCCUCCUUACGCCCGUUAUAGCUACCCAUGUUGGAAGCAAAGGUGUAAUAGCGAUAAGAGUGCUGCAGGGUACCACUCAAGGUUUCGUGUUUCCUUUGGUACAACAUCUAUUAGCUUACUGGGUUCCGCCAACCGAGAGAGCGUUUCUGGGAGGAGCUGUCUAUGCAGCAAGACCUAUGGCAACAGUACUAGCCAUGAUUAUUCCUGGCUAUUUAGCAGCCAGUUCCUUUGGCUGGCCUUGGAUAUUUUACACCUCUAAUAUUAUGGCCCUAGUUUGGUGUCUGUCCUUCCUUAUAUUUUCAUAUGAAAGACCUUCAACUCAUCCCAAUUUAUCGAAAAGGGAACAAAUAUACAUAGAAAAAUCUAUUGGGAAUAAGAACAAGAAAAGGGUAACAUACACACCAUUCAGGGAAAUAUUAACAUCCCCACCUUUUUGGGCUCUAACAGCAGCAGCAUUUGGUUAUGUUUGGGGAUUUUGGACUCUCCAAAGUCAAAUGCCAAUGUAUUUAAAAUAUGUGAUGAAAUUUGAUAUUAAAUCAAGUGGUGCCAUAGCAGCUUUACCAUAUUUAAUGCAAUUUUUGGCUGGAUAUGUGUUCAGUUUUAUUUCGGAUUAUCUGCUAGGUAAAAACGUCUGGUCCAUUGGUACUGCACGAAAAACUAUGAACCUUAUAGGUUGUUUAGGACCAGCAUUGGCACUGGUGCUACUUCAAAGUGGAGGUCCAGAGCAUGCUGUAAAAGCAAUUGUUUUACUAACAAUAGCCAUUGCAACAUCUGGAGCAUGCUUUUGUGGAUAUACAAUAAAUCACAUUGAUCUAUCACCGAAUCAUUCCAGUGUGUUAGUCGGAAUAAGUAAUGGACUCGCACAAUCCUGCGGGUUUUUAGCUCCUCUCUUUGUCCAGGGUGUAGUAACAAAUGAGGAAGAUCCUAGUCAAUGGAAGAUUGUUUUUUACACAGCAGCAGCCAUAAAUGUUGUAGCCGGAGUUAUUUUUGCAAUUUUUGGAUCUGGUCAAGUUCAGUCCUGGGAUAAUAUUGUCUCAAAAAAUAAAAUCAGAACACAAGAAAACGUAGAAGAUGUUUCAAAUCAGGAAUUAAUAACUUAAUUUAGGUAUUUAUUUUUAUUAUGUAAAUAAAAUUUUUAAUUAUGUUUUAAA